Messenger RNA from Lycium barbarum (goji berry), 3312 nucleotides. RefSeq lists its product as uncharacterized. The transcript has 5 exons. The coding region runs from base 992 to 2848 and encodes 618 amino acids. The record is from RefSeq and is a predicted model, not a curated record. Lineage: Eukaryota; Viridiplantae; Streptophyta; Magnoliopsida; Solanales; Solanaceae.
UUCAUUAAUUGCAAUAAAAUAGGCUUUCCAGUUUCCCCUAACCCUCUCCUUCCCAAUCUUGUACACACAUACACGCAGCACUAUAAUCUAUAUCUGCCCUAAUACACACACACACACACACACACACAACACAACAACAUUACCAUAACCACAGUCCCAAUUGUUUUUUGCCCUAGUCUCUUUCAACCACUCUUCGCUGCUCUUUUUCUCUCUGUUUAGCACUGCGCUUUUACAUAUAUUGAGAACAACAAAAAAAAAACGAUUUUAUUUCCAUCUAUUGUUAACAAAUUUGGUAUUAAGCCAAACCUGGGGACUGAAACGGAUAUAUACCGAGUUUUUUUUUGGUUUGGCGUUGUAUUAGAGCGGUUAGGGUUUUGUUGACGAUCUUUAUUAUUGCUUUGUUCAUCGCUUGUUUCUGUUCUAUGUUUGGUAUGUGGGGGUGAUUUUUUUUGUGUGGGAAUAUCUAGUUUUAUUAUCUGGGUUGGUGGUGUAGAAACCCUAAGUUUGUUGGGGGGUCUAGGGUUUGUGGAUUUUGUGAAUUUUAAUACCCAUUUGGCAUGGUGGGUCGGUGAGUUUAGGUUCUGUUUGGUUGAAAUCUUGUUGGGAAACUGAAAAAACGGGUAUUUGGUUCAGUAAUUGAAAUAAUGAUAGUCUGAUUAUUGCUCUAAAUUGUUUCCUCAUCCAUCUUUUUUUUUGCUUAAAGAGAUGGAAUAAGGGUAAAGAGGUAAAAUUGCCUCAAAUAUAAAGAGUAAGGAAGGUGCAUGGUUGAUUUUAGUGAGAGAAACCUGAUUUUUUGAACUAAAAUCUGUGAAGAAAGUUGGGUUUCUUUUUGGGGGAUUGUUUAGAUAGAGUAAUGUGGUUGGUUAUUGGGAUUUUUGGAUAGAGGGGUGAAAAUAUCUGGACAUAUUGUUUGGUUGAGAAAGGAAAAGAAAAGGGAGUUGAAUAUAAAAAGAGUAUUGGUUGUAGAGUAAUCUGAUCAUGUUCUGCGCCAAUGGAAAGGAGUGAACCAGCUUUAGUUCCAGAAUGGUUGAGAAGUACUACUGGAAGUGUUACUGGGGGUGGUGGCUCUUCAAGUCCCCACUUUGCAUCCUCUUCUUUGCAUUCAGAUGUUAGUUUAUCCGCGCUGUCUUCUCGCAAUAGAUCUCCUAGGAGUGUAAGUGACAAAGAUAGCCCACGCUCUGUGUUUUUGGAUCGCAGUUCAUCAUCAAAUUCUAGGCGUAGUUCUAGUGGUACUAGUUCGAAGCAUCCGUACAGUAGUUUUAAUAGAAAUCAUCGUGAUAAAAAUCGUGAAAGAGAGAAAGAAAGAUCAGGUACUGUUGAUCUAUGGGAUCAUGAUGUAUCUGAUCCUCUGGGGAACAUCUUAGCUGGUAGAGUUGAUAAGAACAGCUUGAGGCGCUCUCAGUCGCUGGUGUCCAGGAAACCCGGCGAGUUCUUGCCCCGCAGAACUGAGGACUCGAAAGGUGGAUUUAAUAGCACCCAUAAUAGUGGCAAUGGUAUUCAUUCUGGGGGAAGUAGUUUUAACGGUAACCAGAAGACAACAUUUGAGAAGGAUUUUCCCUCUCUUGGGAUUGAAGAGAGGCAGGUAACCAGAGUUUCAUCGCCUGGUUUGAGCUCAGCUGUUCAGAGUUUGCCAAUUGGAAACUCGGCUUUACUUGGUGGUGCUGAUAAAUGGACCUCCGCAUUGGCAGAGGUGCCUCCUAUAAUUGGCAGCAUUGGUAUGGGGAGCUCAGCUUCUCAACAAAGUGUUGCUGCAGCUCCAACACCUAGUGCUUCAAGUGGGACGGCUAGCCUUAACAUGGCUGAAGCAUUGUCACAAGCAGCGCCACGCGCCCGUGCCACCACCCAUAUCCCUGACAAAACACAGAGGCUCGAGGAAUUAGCUAUAAAGCAAUCCAGACAGUUGAUACCUGUGAUACCCUCAAUGCCUAAAGCCUCGGUUUCCAGUUCUGCUGAUAAAUCAAAGCAGCCAAAAUCCACAGCUAGGACAAAUGAGAUGGUUGGAAUAGCUAAGAGUACACAACAACCUUUUAACACUCAACUUGCUAAUCAGCCCCGUAACGUGCAAGUCAGAGCGGAAGCUCCAGCUACGUCUCAUGGCAAAACUCUUCUGGUUCUGAAGCCAGGACGGGAAAAUGGGGUCACCUCUUUGUCAAAAGAAGCAUUGAGUCCAGCUAACAACACUGGCAGUAGACUAGCUAAUUGCCCUCCUCCUGUGGCUUCUUCAGCUCCUGUUGUGACUAGUCCAACUUCAAGGGUGACUUCCCUUGAAACCAAGGCUGCCGCAUUGUCACUGAAGCCACGAUCUACUGCGGAGAAGAGAUCUUCCCUGUCUCAAGCCCAAAGCAGGAGUGAUUUUUUCAAUCUAAUGAGGAAGAAGACUUCUGUAAAUUCUUCUACUGUCCUUCCAGACUCUGGUAUGGCUUCAUCUAACAUUAGGGAGCAAUCUGGUCUUAAAACUAAAGAUGAGGAUAGUGCCUCAUUGAGUCCUUGUGUUUCUGAAAAAGGAAGUGAGCUAACCAGCAAUGGAGACCCUCAUGAAGCUCAAAACCAUGUUCAAAGACAUAAUGAUGUCGAGGAGAACAACUUGUCCAUAAAUGGAGCGCUAUAUCCAGAUGAAGAAGAGGCUGCCUUCCUUCGUUCUCUUGGUUGGGAGGAAAAUGCUGGGGAAGAUGAAGGCCUGACAGAGGAAGAAAUUAAUAAUUUUUAUGAGGAGUAUAUGAAACUGAAGCCAUCGUUGAAGGUUUACAAAGGUGCCCAGCCAAAGUGUUUGAUGAUGCCUGAGAUGCACUUUGCUACUAAUCCUGGAACUGCUUCUUCUGGGACUACUUCAUCUAAAUCUGAUGCUUGAAUAUAGUGAUUUUUCUCGUAUAUGGGGGAUGCAUACAGUUUGGUUUGUCAAGAGAUACAUCGCUUCUUUUAUAUGGUCUCUUUUCGUUUUGGAGCAUCUCUGAUGCAUGUUCACAAGUAGAGGGUGGCUUUUGGAAUUUUGAAGUGCAGAGAAGAGAAAUAAGUUAGUCUGCUGCUGUCCUGCUGGCUCAAAAGAAAGUUAAGGUAGCGUUUUAUAAGUAGAAGUUAGGAAAAUGUUAGUCUGCAGUGGAUGAUGCUGGGCAAAUUGCUUCUUUUUGGAAAUUUUUUCGUCCUUUUCCUUUCCAGUGAUCAAUUGAAAAGGAAAGAGAAGGUUUUACGUUGUUUUGGUCGAUUUUACGGGGAAGAAGGAAAAUUGCAAAGUUCAUUAUAGAUUUUUCUUUUCAGCCAAAUUCUCAUAAUCGCAUAGCUCUUGUUGAUAUCAUCCUAUCUAUUAUUUUCUCUUUA